This is a messenger RNA of Linum trigynum, 3511 nucleotides long. The record is from the annotation of a GenBank genome assembly. NCBI's taxonomy places the organism in Eukaryota, Viridiplantae, Streptophyta, Magnoliopsida, Malpighiales, Linaceae.
CCCACCUGAAUUGUUGGAGACAAACCGCUGUCACUUUCCUCUGCCUAGAGUGAUUCAGCUACGCAAGAACUCCAAUGAUCAAAUUUUUAUAUGCUUUGAUAGAGGAAAACCCUUGGUGUUGAAUCGCCAUGUUAAACCCGGAUGCAAAUUCUCAAUUUCCCCAUGUUUGGGGAGCAGAUCCUUUGAGUAACCUUGUGAAUUGUGAUGAGUAACUCCAUGCAUAACUCAAUAAGAAUCUGCCACAUCAGCGCCUCCUUCUAUCUCCUGGAAAAUCAUUAAUUUUCUUUCCCUUAAUCUUUAACGGACGAUUUCUCACUCGUUUUAACUUAGAAUUUAAUUUUUUUGCACAGUUAGAUCAGAUUAAUUGUGCUCUUCAAAAUGAUAUCCACUUUGAUAUUUUAUGGAACAAAAAAAAUUUGCCAGUUAUUACCAGUCAAUACCAUAUGGUAUUGACUGGUAUUAAAUAACAGCAUACCAUAUGGUAUGAAAAAUACCACCUCAUACCAGGGUGGUAUAGUAAGGUAUGGAGUUGGUAACGAUUCAAAAUGAUAUCCACUUUGAUAUUUUUUGGAACAAAAAAAAAAUUUGCCAGUUAUUACCAGUCAAUACCAUAUUGUAUUGAGUGGUAUUAAAUAACAGCAUACCAUAUAGUAUGAAAAAUACCACCUCAUACCAGGGUGGUAUAGUAUGGUAUGGAGUUGGUAACGAGAGGUAUGAAAUUUUUCCCCCAUAAUAUUUUGAAAUCCAAUAGAUCAUAAUUAAAUCGUUCCUUUUGUGCAAAAUAUUUCGAAAAUGACUAAACAACGAAGGAGAUACCAUAUGGUAUGGAGUUGGUAACGAGAGGGAUGAAAAUUUUUUUUCUCAAAAAAUAAUGAAAAUGAAUAUCAUUUUGUAGAGCACAACGAACUCGUUCCAUCUGUGCAAAAAAAAUUGAAAUCCGAGUUAGAAUGAAGAAUAUAUGAUCUAAUUAAGAAAACUAGGGAAAAUAAAUUCUUUUAAUUUUCCACCCUUAGAUUUGCAGCCACUUAAAAGAAGAGUCCAAAUUUAGUUACUCAUUGUUACUCACCCUAUCUUGAGCUCUGUUUGGUAUAAAAGACUGCGCCUUUUAAAACUAAUUAUGGUGGAGAUUGAGGUUUUUUUUUGUAAACGAAGAACGAACCAGCAAUAUGAGAAUAGGGGACUCGGGAGGCAAUUGGUGAUCGUCGCCGGAAACCCAAUCGAGAGCCGCGCCGCCGCCGUCCUUGGUGCGGAGGCACUCUCGCUUGAAUCUUAUGUCCGGGGUGGAGUGGAAGAAGGAGGGAAUGAUGGUCUCCACAUGGCGGUUGGAGGCGAUGAUUGGGUAAGCAUCAGGGAUGGUGAAUCGUUUUCAAAGCCGGGAGGAACAACCCCCGCCCGCCGCAGCCGAUGUCUUCGAGUGAAGGGUGGGGAGGAGAGGAAAAGUGUGAUCAGCCAUGGGAUUACUGGCUUGGACGGCGAGGAUUGUUUUGGGAGAACUUCGGAGAUUGCGGAAUGGGAAUAAUGAAGUAGGGAAGGAAAGUGACCGUGGUUUCUUCUUCCCUGCCAUUGGUUCUUGCUGGUAUGGGGACGGAGGAAAACCCGGAGGAAAAUCCUUGGGAGCUGAAUCACUCUUGGGCCUUGGCAGAGGAAAGUGACCGUGGUUUUUUCUCCAAUAAAUCGGGUAGAGUUUUCUGUAGGGUUAUCAGUUUAAUUGGAUUUGGUCAUUAAUUUAUUUAUUGAUAUUUUAAAUGAUGUGGCGUGCUGACUGGACGGAAGUAAUGGUUUUUUUGGAUGGAAAUGGACGGAAUUACCUUUUUGUACAAAGUGAAUAGUUUUGUGACCAUUUAUGAUAAUUACCCGGGGUUUGGUUGUCUAGUAGUUCACAAAUGGUUGUUUCUUGGGGAACUUCUUGUUACUAUAUAUAACAUGAAGUUGAACUACCGUUGCAUAACUAUUUAAAAUUUGAUACCUAAAUUUAAUUAAAUCACAACUUAGUCACUAUAAUUUACAUUUUAUAUUUUGAUAUCUCAAAUUUAAAUUUAAACUUAAAAUCAUUGAACAAUUAUGUUUUGGUAUCUAAAUUUUAUAAGAUUUUCGUACCUACUAUUUUUAAAAUUUACAUAUUAAAUCCAUAAAUUCAAUCCACCAAUUCUUUUGAACCAAUCCAUGAAUCCAAUCAAUCGUAACAUAAAAGUAUAAAUUUAGUCUGUACAAUACAAGAUGUUGUACCACUCAAUUGUAGGAGAAGAUUCAACCAUUUUAUAUUUGCUCAAUUGUCAAUAAAUUGCUACGGUGAAAAGGCUUAACUGUUGUAUUGACAACCAACUAAAAGAAUUUAUCAAAACAUUCCAUCAUCUACUUCCUUUUCAUUUUAUUUUUCUUCGCCUUCCAUAACCCUUUCUUUAUUUCUUUCUUUGCUUUUUUUUGUCUAACCCUAAUUAGUAUACUAUUUUUAUAUAUUCUAAUCACAAGUAUCAACGGGUCCACACACGACUCACUAACAGUCUAGAGAAUUAAUAAUUGAACCAUGAACCACUAACUUUUUCCAGCUCAAUGUCGAGUCCAAUAAAAAUAAAUAUAUAUGGUUAUUACUUAUUAGAAAUUCGUCAUUUUCGAGUUUCCACAAUGAGAUUUGAAAGCGCGGAAUUUUAAGCGAGUUCCAGUUUGUCUUCCUUUUGCUUCUCUCUAGAGGUUUUCUUUUUCACCCGUGCUAGAAUUUUCAACUAUUAUACUUGGAAUGUUUGGCUAGGUAUCUACACAUAUAAAAUAAAUAGUUUCUAUUUUUCUAUAAAAAGAUAAAUAAUUAUCAUCUUAAAUACAUCAUUAUAAAAAAAAUUAAGUUUCAACUAUGAAAAUUACAGUUCGGUACCGAAACUUAAUAAAUCUUUAUAUUUAUAACCUAAAUUUAUUUUUUUAGCAUAUAAGUCCUCAAAACAUUUAUGGAAUAUUAAAAUUUUAGCACCUAAAAUUUUUGUGUAUUACAUUUUGGUAACUAAACUUUUGAAGUUCUACAGAUAAGUCUGAUUUUUGUACGUGUAAUUAAAUCACCCUUAAAUAAAUGGGUAUCCAUACCCAACUCAUAAAAUUUAAAUUAUGGAAGUAAAUAUCCAUACCCUACCCAAACCCAUCUACGAACUUCCAACCCCAUAUAUUACUAAAAAAACUGCUAACAAAAAAAAAAAAAAAUUUAGGCAAAUAAUACAAAACAAAAUAUCAUAACGAGCCACAUAAUACAUGCCCAUAGGCCAUCCCCACUCCGCGACAAGGCGCGGCAUCGCCACCUAGUUCAUUUUUAAACCGAAUCAUUUCCUUCUGCUUUCACAUUUCACUAAAACUAGGGGAGUUCAGCCGUGCUAAGCUGUGGCUUUAGAUAGGCUUUUUGCUUUGCUGUUUGCAAGCCCAUGUACCUUCGUAUAAUUUUUUGCUUUGCUGUUUGCAAGCCCAUGUACCUUCGUAUAAUUUUUUUUUGCUUUGCUGACUUGACAUUUUCACAUAAUAAACAUUCUGGUUAAAC